Messenger RNA from Cololabis saira (Pacific saury), 2224 nucleotides. RefSeq lists its product as uncharacterized. Gene Ontology annotation, biological process: intracellular signal transduction; cell redox homeostasis. The record is from RefSeq and is a predicted model, not a curated record. The transcript is spliced from 11 exons. The coding region runs from base 236 to 1714 and encodes 492 amino acids. Gene Ontology annotation, molecular function: electron transfer activity. Lineage: Eukaryota; Metazoa; Chordata; Actinopteri; Beloniformes; Belonidae.
AACUAGCUGAAACCUGCGGAGAUGAUGAUGCGGCGACAGACGGAGCUGCUUCAUUCACUGAUAAACACUCGGCUCGGGUUCUGCUUUUAUGUUUUUAGUAUGUUUUAAACAAAUACGCUAAGAAGACCGUUUCUACAAUUUAUCGACGUAAUCUCAUACCAAGAAAGGGAGCGAAACACCGAAAGGUAACGCGCAGUCAUAUUGCUGAUAAAUCACCAGCUUGUCUCAGCUGCAGAUGGGGGAGUUUGAGAGUGGCGCUCUGGGCCGGGUAACGGUGUACUCCAUCAAGGGAUGCCCACACUGUGUGCAGGCCAAGGCCACCAUCAGGGACUUGGGAGUGCCAGUAUGUGACAUAGACGUUGGCAGUCAUUCAGAGGUGAGAGUGAAGCUGAAGGAGCUGACAGGACGCAGCACGGUGCCUCAGAUCUUCUUUAACGGCGUUCAUGUUGGGGGUAACGACGACCUGCAGAAAUUGGCUCCUGACGAGCUUCAGCGGCUGGUGACUCUGGUCAAGGAAGAACCUGUUCCAGCGGAUGCUCCACCUUUACCAGAGAAGAAUCUACCAGACGAUACAGCUGCAGAGACGGAGAAAGAUUUUGAAUGUGAAAGAGAUGAAAUGGCAGACCUGGUUGGGGACCUGAAGCAUGGAGAUGUGAUUGGCAAUCAUAGGCGGGGAGUGACUUUGUACAAAAAGAGCUUCUCAGGCAGCCAGCUUGUUGACUGGCUGCAAAAAGAGAAGGGCAUGGCCAGGGAUGCGGCCUGUAAUACAGGCCAGACAUUGUUGCAGAAGAAGUUCAUGGUCAGUGUGCAUGGUUGUGGGCUGAAGGAAGCCAUGUUUGGCAAAGGAAAAGACACCAUGGACACACUGUACAGGCUUCUGGAGGAUGACCCAAAUAACGCCCUCAACGCAGGACAGACUGCGAGCUGCAGUCCCAUACAGGCUGCAGAGCUCUCUCUGCUUGUACGAGAGCUGAUUCUGAAAUUGUUCUCGGAGCAUCUCUCUGCCGAUGGCAAGUCUGUGGACUACAAAGGCAUGUCUGCCAACCCCGACUUCCAGCGUUACUGUGAUUUAGCCAUCCAGUUGCAGAGGGUGGAGCUGCUGUCCCUGAGCCGGGAAGAGAAGAUGGCCUUCUUCAUCAACAUCUACAAUGCCUUAGUCAUCCAUGGGUACCUACGUCUGGGGCCGCCCACCAACAUGUGGCAGAGAUACAGAUUCUUCAAUUAUGUGAGCUACCUCAUUGGAGGAGAGGUUUUCACAUUACAAGACAUCGAGAACGGCGUCCUCAGGGGAAACAGAAAAGGUGUUGCACAGUUACUGAGGCCCUUCUCCAAAACAGACCCGCGUCUUCAGGUGGCAAUUCCAGAUGGUGAGCCACUCAUUCACUUCGCCUUGAACUGUGGUGCGAAGGGCUGCCCGCCGAUUAAAACCUACACUCCAGAGGAUAUCGACAACCAGCUCCGCACAGCAGCCGAAGCCUUCCUGGAGAACGACGACGGCUGCACGGUGGAUUCUGGGAAAAAAGAAGUGCGACUCAGUCAGAUAUUCAAGUGGUACAAGGCUGACUUCGGAGGCACUGAUGAGAAGCUGCUGGAGUGGGUGCUGCACCACAUGGGUGACUCCCCCAAGAAAACCAGCCUGCAGGGCGUCGUCUCUGCAGGGAAGACCAAAGUCAGCUUCCUCCCUUAUGACUGGAGCUCCAACAGCUCCCACUGAACAUGCAGAUGCUGCACGUUGGUGAUGGAGAUACAAGCGUUUUAGCUGUUUAAUGGGCACAUUUCCAAUGUAGCACUGAAAAAGAAUUCUGUUGCAAGCUUUCUCUAGCCGUUCGCUCUUAUUAAGAGCUCUUACACCCCAUCACUGAUGUCAUAUAUGUAUAUAUGCUGUACAUAUAUAUAAACAGACAUCAUGUUUUAUGCGAUAGGAACACUUUUUACUCCAGCAGCUUAAUUGACAGCUUAUAAGACACAUUAUGCAUCUAAUUUUAUGAACUUUCCUGUGUGUGUUGUCAACUCAGGAGUAAAAAGUUAACAGCUAUGCUCUGGGCCCAGUCCAGCCCUGGCCGGAUCGUUCCCGUGGCAGGUCUGAAUCAAAGCUGAUGCUGCCUUUACAAGCCAUAUCUAAACCCUUUGAACUUAAAGCGAGUCUUUCACAUGGACUAGAGUGAAGAGUUUCCCCCCACACAGUCCAGCCGUGUUUUCAAUCCACACGUAUCAAAAGCUUGAC